Molecule: messenger RNA, 1273 nt
Organism: Liolophura sinensis
Lineage: Eukaryota; Metazoa; Mollusca; Polyplacophora; Chitonida; Chitonidae
Exons: 1
Coding region: 101-1273 (390 amino acids)
Biological process (GO): positive regulation of transcription by RNA polymerase II
Cellular component (GO): nucleus
Molecular function (GO): transcription cis-regulatory region binding; protein binding
Source: RefSeq, a predicted model, not a curated record
UUAGUUACAAAACAACAGUAUAUAGAAGGAACUAACGCAGAGCCUUCAGUUAGGUUCUUGACUACAUUUUGGUGAAGUCUCAAGCCAACACACACUAGUUAUGUCGUCCACGGCCAACUCUAACCCUCCUCCCAGGACCCGUCCGUUGAAGACAGCUCUGCACCAAGCCGUUCUCGAUGGUCGCCUUCACCAGGUUCGCCUACUCGUCGCAAAACACAACAGUAGCGUGGACUCCAGAGAUGUCAAUGGCAGGACUCCUCUCAUGUUGGCUUGUAUCCUAGAUUCAGAAGACUAUGGUUGCAAAAUGGCGAAGAUAUUCAUACAGGCAGGUACGUACUUAAAUAUCCGGGAUAAUAUGGGCCGAACGGCUUUGAGUUAUGCCUGUAUGAAUGGUCGGGAAGGAAUCGUGAAGAUGAUCCUACGAGAGGACGUGUUGGAUCUUAACGAUGCGGACAACGACGGGUACUCUCCACUCCACCAUGCCACUGUUAGCGGCAAUCCCAGAGUGGUGGAGAUGCUAACUGACGUCAUCGUUAAGUUCGGCUUGAACGUUGACGUAAGAAACUGUUUGGGUUACACGGCGUUGUUGUUGGCAUGUAAGCUUGGCCACUACGCCUCGGCAUACAUCUUAUACACCAAAGGGCACGCAUCUGCCGCCCUAAGAGACAAUGAAUUCUUCCUGACAUCUCCUGAGUGGGCGCGACGUGGACAAGACAUCAACCUUAAUCUCGGAGUUGUUCAGAAAAAAGUGUCUGCUGAACCGGUGUUUUUCUCCAUUUCACGGGAGAAGACAAUGUAUCACAGAGCAUUCACCCCAGUAUGUCGACAUACUCGUGCCAAGCCAGAUCCAUUAACCAGUUCUUGUGGAAGUUUUUUGCAGUACCCACUGGUAUUCAAGAGCCAUCCUACCGACCAAGUACGUUGCGCCGAAAGUCAAAUAGGUGGAAAGAAUGCUAGACAGCUACUCUUGCAGACGAUGGAGGAACUUCCGGUGAAGCGGCCGUUUUCAACCCGGAAGCAGUUCAACAGAAUAAAUCCUCCCUCUAGCGCCAAACUAAGAGAGAUCACCCAUAUCUCCAGUGCAGGAUCUAGCUCUGGCCUUAAGGGUAUAUUUAAAAUCUACUCAGAUCAGUACGGCUAUAACAUGCAACUUCGUGCUUUGCUCAAGGAACAUUUUGAGUCCACCAAGUCUAGAGAUGAUACACUCUCUGAAGAUGACCCUUCCCUUACAGACGCGAAGUUUGAGCUGCCCGCUAUAGUGGUGAAUACUUAA